CGUUUGUUUUGUUUGAGUUGUAUAGUCUGUGCAAAGGUGCUGUGUCUGAGGCAUCUGAGGUCUGAGGUGUAAACUGUAAAUGAAAUAAAACGGAAUAAAAUGAGUCAACAGGGCGACAGUAAUAACAAUAAGGAAUUUCUUGUUGUGGAAUUUCCCCAUGAAAUUAAAAACGGUGUGACCCCAAUGGCAAUAGUACCAAAUAAUUGGAUAAUUGUUGACAAUUUGGGCAACCUUCAAUGCUUAUGGCCAAAUCUGAAGACAAAUAAUGAAUUUGCUAAAGCUGUAUGCAAUAAAUUACAAAUUGACAAGAAAGAUUGUCAAGUUUGUGCUAUCAAUAUCAAAUACAAAACAAAUUUAUAUGAAAGAGCAACAGAAAAGUUGAGAGAACUCGAACAGCUCUUGUCAAGUCAGUCAUCUGGACCAACAUCUGACGAAGAAGAAUUGAAUCAAAAGAGGAAAGUAAAAAGAAAUCGAAAAUAUAUUUCUUCUUUAUCAGAUGAUGACUCUGAUACAGAAAAUAUUCCCAAGAUACCAGAUGUUCCUAGCAAGCAAAAUGCACUCGACAAGAAAAGUGUCAGAUCUGAUAUGAAGAAUACUACAUACAGGAGUUCUGAAGUGACUCAAAAUAUUGAUAUUUCAUCAGAUAUUGAUCCUAAUUGUGAUGCUGACGUCAUUCCGGCAAUGCCAAUUUUUUUUACAAAACACUGUAGAAGUAUCCAAUCAAGAAGUUCUGAAUCAUACAGAAAUUCUGAAAGACAUGCUGACCAACCCUCUCCACGUCUAGUUAGAAUACCAUCAGCUCAACAGACUAAUAAUUCAUCAAACUACUCAAAUGUUCCAGGGAAAGUUUCAUCAUCAGAUAUUUCAGGUUCAGUUGACUUAGAUUCUACUAUAACUAAUGAAGUGGAAGUUGAGCCUAUCAUUACAUUCAGUCAGUUGAAUAAAUGUUGCCAAAAAACAGCAACAAUGGUUAUGAAACUAAUUACAAAGGUAGAAAUAAUGUCCAAGGAUUUACAAUAUAUCACCUACAUGCUGGAAAAGAUGAACCAUGAACCAACUAAAAUGGAUUCAGACAAUCCCUAUCUGAAGGAUUUACCUGCCAUGGAAUAUGGUCAUUUGAAAGAAUUCAAUGAUGUACUAGAAGGAGAAGAAGUAUUCAUGAAUAUAUGUGCUCAGUAUAGUGGUAUAGGAGGUAGAGAUUUAGGUGAUUGUACAAGGAGGCUAUUGAAUAAAAUCCUCUCACAUCGCUUGACACUCGAAAUGAAUUGGUCAGGAAGAAAUGAAAAGAAGUGUUUCAAAGAACAUGUCAAUAUUCGGAAGCUAAUUUUAGCUGUUGUCAGAAAAUACUUCAAAAAUGCAACAGAAACUGAAACUGAGCAGAUAAUUAAACAAUGGCUAAGAUCUGCAGGAGAUAGGGAAGGCGGAAGAGAUAGAAGAAGGAAAGAGCAUUCAAAUUAAGAAUCAGUUACUUUUUGUAUGUUGAGUCGUUCAUUUAUUUGUGUUUUUUCUCAAAAGUUUAUUUGAGAAUGGAUUUGGUGUCCAUUUCCAUAUUAAAUCAUUUGAUGUAUUCAAAUUAGGAUUCGGUUACUUUUCUUGUAUGUUGUUCGUUCAUUUAUUUGUAAUUUUUCAAUAGCUCAUUUGAGAAUGGAUCUGGUGUCCAUUUCCAUAUUAAAU
This is a messenger RNA of Phaedon cochleariae (mustard beetle), 1674 nucleotides long. The record is from the annotation of a GenBank genome assembly. Lineage: Eukaryota; Metazoa; Arthropoda; Insecta; Coleoptera; Chrysomelidae.